UAGAAACACCUGUGCUCACACAGGAACAGGGCUGUUCACUUCCUACUUCGGCUGCCGUGAUAACGGCCUAUAAAUCAAUCCACAAAUGAUCACCAUAUGUCGUCAGAGAGUAAAAAAACGCGAUGAAUGGAAGUAAUGGCUUAUUUGACAACAUUACCAUAACCCCUAUAAAGACGUAAAACUGAAAAAAAAAAAUUGAGUUACUGGGCGGAAUCUCUUGGAAUUUUCGUUCAUGUUUUGAACGAUUUAAUUCUAGAAUAGUGUAUUAAUAAUGGCUGGCGCGUUCAGCUAUUUGGGUUGCCACAUUUCUAAGGCCAACUGUCAACAACUGUCAGUUCGGUUGUAGUUAUGGACGAGUAUGAGAGGCAGUCGAUGGCGUUAUCGCCACCAAAAAAGAAAACAAGACACAUUUCCAAAAGAUUGUUUGAUAAAACAAGAAACCGUGUGGACAUCGGAGGAGCCUUCCUUAGAUGGCGACGUCUUCGUCAAACUAAAAACAUCAAGUCUGACGCAGAGCUGGCCAUAUUUCUCCUCGACAGGUAAGUAAACUUCAUCUUAAUCGCAUACUUCAGCUAACAUAAUGUUACAUUGGUUAGAGAGGUAGGCUAUUUUUUGUUUUUACUAUGUCAUGGUUGGAGAAACGUUAAAGCAGCUGCAGGUCAACUGUUAAAAUUAGCAGAACUAACGUUAGUCUAGCUGCAGAUCAGAUAUUCCGUUUAGGGAUAACGGUGCUAAUGUUAACGUUAGUCAAUUUAUCGAUACAGUUGUGGCGAGACAAUAUUUAGGCAUACGCCUGGUGCCAGUGAAUUUGGGGUAGGCUAUUACUUUUGGGCCUGCCAGCAAGUGCUAAUGUUAGAGUCCGAAGAGUUGUGUUGAUUGAAACAAUGUAGCCUCUCACCUAGGCUAGGCCUACAUAUCGCUAUAUUGACACGUUUUAUUAGGAGACCGACAACAAUGUAGCUGGACAGUCUCGCCUAUAUUUCACUAGCGUAAUGAAUGAUAGUAUAAAGCCUGCGAUGGUUCUUUCUUUCGCAGUAAUAGAUGACUACUCUUUCACUCAAGUCUUGGAUAGGCCUACAGGAGGCCAUUACGCCCACACACACACACGCGCGCACAUACCGGAAAAACGGGCCCAGCAGAACAACAUGUGAAGAAGUCCAAACAAACAUAGACACAUGUGAGAGUUCUCUAUACUAAAGUUGUGACAUUCUUUUGUAGCUAUGAGGGACCAAGUACCUCCACCCCUAGCAAGGCACAGUGGACGAAGUCUGUUGCUCCAGCACUGUCAUCAAUAUGUCCGUCUGAUGGAGAUCUGUCAUGUGAAUCACUGGAGAGGGAAAGCACCUUGGAUGCACCUGAAGCUCUAGAGCAAAGUUUGCAUAAUAUGAAUGUCCAGAGCGAACCACACAUGAUGGACGAAAGUGAAUUCAAUGACCUAAGAAACAGUGUUAUUGACUGGGGGACAGAUGAAGAGGACGAUGAGAACCAUGAUAAGGACGACAACAGCCAUGAUGAGGACGAUAAUAGCCAAGAUGAGGAUUACGUACCUCAUAUUAGUAUAAGGAUUGGUGGAGCACUGCCCACAUCGUGCAUUGACAGUCUGCCCAUCAUCAGCAUGAGCGAUGUUGUCCAUGACAUCGAUGCAGAGAUUGAGCCUCCAUCAGCUCAUAUACCAAUGCCGCCAACCAUUCUUCCCGCACAACUGGAGGUCUUGGCUGAGGAUGACCUAAUUGGAAAACGGGCAUCCAUCUGCUAUGAGGACUGCUUGAAACAGCUGGCAGCUGUCCUUAUGCUGCCCAUUAAACAGUGCCCAUACAGGUGCCCACGCAGUCACACAGACUGCCCAUGCCUCCCUCCCUUUGAGGUUUCCAUUACAGCAAGGGGAACAGCUAGCAUUAUGGAAUGGACCUGUCCUGCUGGCCAUACUGUGUGGAAAUGGACCUCUCAACCCACCGUGAAAUAUUCCAUGUUGGCUGGAGACUUCAUGUUGGCUACCAACAUCCUACUCUCAGGGAGUAACUAUGCCAAAGUUUCCCUGCUGUUCAAGUUUAUGAACAUCGAAAUGGUGAACCGUAGCACGUACUUUGCCAUCCAGGACACCUUUUGUGUGGAUACAAUCAAAGAAUGUUGGCUUGAGAAGAGGGUGGAGAUGAAAAGUCAUCUACAGGACAAAGAUGUGGUGAUUGUUGCUGAUGGAAGAAUGGACAGCCCUGGGCACUGUGCACAGUAUUGUACAUACACCGCAAUGGAAAAUGACACCAGGGCAAUAAUAUCGGUCAUUACCAUUGACAAGAGGGAAACCUCUAGAAACUCGGUCAUCAUGGAGAAAGAGGCAUUCAUCAGGACUAUGGAUGGGCUUCUCAGUGAGCUGAAGCUUGUUGAGGUCUGCACAGAUGCCCAUGUUCAGAUAUCUGCCCUCAUGAACAAAGGAAAAUACAAAGACCUUGGUGUGCAGCACAGCCUAGACAUGUGGCAUGGAGCCAAGAACUUGGCCAAAAGGAUCAAUGCUGCAGCACAAAUCAGAGGCCAGUCCUGCCUGAAUUAUUGGCUAAAGGACAUUGUAAACCACUUUUGGUGGUGCUGCAAAGUUGCUGGGUCAUACCAGCGCUUCCUUGAGCUGUGGUUUGGACUCGCUCACCAUGUGGUGAAUGAACACACGUGGGUGCUAGGAGGCUGCCACCAUGAGGAACAUGACACCUCAAAACAAUGGCUCACGAGAGGUUCUGCACCGCAUGAGGCUCUGAAGACCAUCAUGAGGAACAAAAGAUGGCUCAAGGAGGUUCACAAAUAUCUGAACUUCAGAUCUACAGCGGAGCUGGAAUCAUUCCAGAACCACAUCCUAAUGUAUGCCAGCAAGAGGACAGCAUACACACCACCUGUCUUUGAGGCCAGGACCAUUUUGGCAGCCAUGGACUACAAUUUUCACCUGGACAGACCUGAGCUUCCCAAACCUGACGGAAGCAAACAAUACAGGAGACUUUAUAAAAAGCAGGCGCGAAGAUACAGUGUCUACACUGUAAAGGCUGCCAAGACCUACGGCCACAUUCCUAACCUGCAGGCAAGGAUCCUGCACAAGAGGCUGACUGGUAAGGGAAUGCCCAGGCGGAGAUCACUUCGCCCACAUGACCCCAGAAGGCUAGGACUGCUUCCUCCUGUGCCAGCACCAACCUUAGAUGAACUUGUGAGAACACAAGUCGGGAGAUGUCUCGUGCCAGAGCUACCGGAAAUUUGAGUCCUUCGUGGGAAUUGGGUCGAGCCUCACAAUACUGUACAUACUGUACAUAAUCAUAACUAUAGAUUAGAUUAGAUCACAAUACUUCACAUAAUCAAAACCAUAGAUUAUCUUAGAUCACAAUACUGUACAUAAUCAUAACUAUAGAUUAGAUUUGAUCACAAUACUGUACAUAAUCAAAACUAUAGAUUAUCUUAGAUCACAAUACUGUACAUAAUCAUAACUAUAGAUUAGAUUUGAUCACAAUACUGUACA
Molecule: messenger RNA, 3487 nt
Organism: Alosa alosa (allis shad)
Lineage: Eukaryota; Metazoa; Chordata; Actinopteri; Clupeiformes; Clupeidae
Exons: 13
Coding region: 1385-3232 (615 amino acids)
Source: RefSeq, a predicted model, not a curated record